Molecule: messenger RNA, 917 nt
Organism: Hibiscus syriacus
Lineage: Eukaryota; Viridiplantae; Streptophyta; Magnoliopsida; Malvales; Malvaceae
Product: fibrillin-5, chloroplastic-like
Exons: 5
Coding region: 1-513 (170 amino acids)
Source: RefSeq, a predicted model, not a curated record
AUGGUUACGACCAACAGAUUCAGCCCCGGUUUUAUCACCAAAGUCGCCGAUAACAACGCUGGCUUAGUCGGCGAAGAUACACUUUCCCACCUCAAAUCUCAACUCUUACAGCAACUCCAAGGAAUCAAUAGAGGGAUUUUCAGAGUAGCAUCUUCUAAGAAAUAUGAUAUUGAAGCACUGGUGAAGUUGCUUGAAUCCCAUAAUCCAACUCCGGAUCCUACCCUGAAUCUAGAAAAGGUAGGUGGUUGCUGGAAGCUUGUUUACAGUUCUAUUACAAUCUUGGGUUCACAGAGAACAAUGCUUGGGUUGAGGGAUUUCAUCACCCUGGGAGAGUUUUUCCUGACCAUUGAUAUUCAAAAGAGCAAAGCAGUUAACGUGAUAAAAUUCAAUGCCAGAGGGUUGAAAUUGUUGAAUGGGAAGCUCACAAUCGAAGCUUCCUUCGAGAUUGCAUCCAAAUCAAGAGUGGAUAUAUGUUAUGAUAAUUCUACCAUCACUCUUGAUCAGGUAAGCUGAGGAUAUUUAUUAUACCAAGUGAUGUAACAUAGUUGAUCCUAACUUGAAGCUUUGAUUUGUUUGAGAAACCAUAGCUGAUGAACGUGUUUCGAAAAAAUUACGAUCUGCUGAUUGGAAUCUUCAAUCCAGAGGGGUGGCUGGAGAUAAUGUAUCCUUCUACCUAGUGCAGUUCAUUAAUAUUGUAAAACUUGAGAGAGGUGGUUGUUCCUUGAGUUUGAAACUGCAGAUAUGUAGAUGAUACGAUGAGGAUAGGAAGAGAUGACAAAGGGAACCUCUUCAUUUUUCAAAGAUCUGAACAAGACACAGUCUAGCUCUACACAUCAAUUUCUGAUUUUAUGUAUCAUCCCAUCUAUAUACAUAAGCAUCAAUGCAGUUGAAGUUGUUGAUCUCUAGACUUCAGCUUU